Messenger RNA from Rhizophagus irregularis DAOM 181602=DAOM 197198, 198 nucleotides. The record is from RefSeq and is a predicted model, not a curated record. Lineage: Eukaryota; Fungi; Glomeromycota; Glomeromycetes; Glomerales; Glomeraceae.
CCUGAUUUUUUUUUUAAAGUUAUCGAAAUAUUUAUAAGUUUAAAAGAUUCCAAGACUAUAGUAGUAAGUAAGGAAGUCUAUGCUAGGAAGAUAAUGGUUAGACAUUAUUGCAUUGUACUUUUUGAUGUAGAAUCACGAUCACUAAAAUUUUGGUCAAAAAAUGGUAUUCCACUUUAUAACCAGUGUUCUUUUUUAUAA